Molecule: messenger RNA, 2845 nt
Organism: Branchiostoma belcheri (Belcher's lancelet)
Lineage: Eukaryota; Metazoa; Chordata; Leptocardii; Amphioxiformes; Branchiostomatidae
Product: non-specific lipid-transfer protein-like
Exons: 17
Coding region: 83-1693 (536 amino acids)
Molecular function (GO): acyltransferase activity, transferring groups other than amino-acyl groups
Source: RefSeq, a predicted model, not a curated record
GAUACAAAUCUAGUCCGUAUGCGUAGCUGGAAGGUCGCACAUCCGGGAGUUUGACCCGCGGGACCGUGACCCCUGGACCAAGAUGGCUGCCAGCAGGAGAGUUUUUGUCGUCGGAGUCGGCAUGACCAAGUUUGAGAAACCUGGUCGCCGACAAGACUUUGACUACCCUGAUAUGGCCAGGGAGGCAGGAAGCAAGGCACUGGCUGAUGCUGGAAUUUCAUACAAAGAUGUCCAGCAGGCAGUUGUAGGAUAUGUAUACGGAGACACAACUUGUGGACAAAAGGCUGUAUACCAACUUGGCCUGACAGGGGUACCGAUCUACAAUGUAAACAACGCCUGUGCUACUGGAUCCUCAGCUCUCAUGAUUGCCAAACAGCUGGUAGAGGGAGGUCUGGUUGACUGUGCCUUGGCCUUAGGUUUUGAGAAGAUGGAGCCUGGCUCGCUCACUUCAAAGUUUCCUGAUCGGACCAGUCCCAUGGGGAAACAUGUGAAGGUGAUGGCCCAGAAGUACGGCAUCACAAACGACCCCCUCACACCACAGAUGUUUGGUAACGCCGGCAGGGAGCACAACCUGAAAUAUGGAUCUACUCCAGAACACUUUGCCAAGAUUGCCAUGAAGAACCACAGACAUUCUGUCAACAAUCCGUAUGCCCAGUUCCAGAAAGAGUACAGCAUUGAUGAGAUCAAGAAGUCCAAGAUGGUGUUCGAGCCUGUCAGUCUAACAAGGCUGCAAUGCUCUCCCACGUCUGACGGCAGUGCUGCAGCCGUGUUGUGCAGUGAAGACUUUGUGAAGAAGCACAACCUCCAGGCUCAGGCUGUGGAGAUAUUUGGGAUGGCGAUGGCCACUGACCUGCCCAGCACCUUUGACGAGAACAGUUGCAUUAAGAUGGUCGGAUAUGACAUGACCAAAGCGGCAGCCCAGAAGCUGUUUGAGAAGACCCAUGUGCAGCCAUCUGAUGUCCAGGUGGUGGAGCUGCAUGACUGUUUUGCUCCCAAUGAACUCCUGACCUAUGAAGCCCUGGGGCUGUGUGCUGAGGGUGAAGGUGGGAGAAUGGUGGACCGUGGAGACAACACAUACGGUGGCAAAUAUGUGAUAAAUCCAAGUGGUGGACUCAUCUCCAAGGGUCAUCCUCUUGGGGCAACUGGGUUGGCCCAGUGUGCAGAGUUGUCCUGGCAGUUGAGAGGCCUGGCAGGGAAGAGGCAGGUCCCUGGUGUCAAGUUUGGCCUGCAACACAAUAUCGGACUAGGGGGUGCUGUCGUCGUCACACUGUAUCGCCACGGAUUCCCGGAGUACAGGAGGAGUCCAGGGGUUCAGAUGGUGAGGACUGCUGCAGCAGAUGGCUUUAAGGUGUCCCCUGUGUUUGAAGCCAUGGAGACCAAACUCAAGCAGGAAGGACCUGCUCUGGUGAAGAAAAUCGGAGGAAUCUUCCUCUUCAAGGUGACGUCAGGGCCGGGAGGGAAGGAGGGGCUGUGGUUGGUGGAUGCCAAAAAUGGAAGUGGGUCUAUCAAGUUCGGUUCAGCAGGCAAGGCUGAUGUCACCAUAACCAUCAAGGAUGGUGACCUGUUUAACCUGAUGACUGGCAAACUGAACCCACAGACUGCAUUUUUCCAGGGGAAACUGAAGAUUCAGGGCAACAUGGCCGUGGCCAUGAAACUGCAGAACCUUCAGCUGAGGGAGAAGGCCAAGCUGUGAACACAUGGCAGUGUGUUCAAUAUGCUGUGGUGUAGGAUUCAUAUCUGACAUGGAGAAAUCUGAUCUGUUUCAAUCAGUGUUCUAGCCAGCCUGAAAUCUUUUUCGGUCAUCUCAGUUUUGUUUGACAUCACAUAAGCAUGAGGCAUUGCACUGGGGUCCCUGCAAUCCUAGGGGGUUCUGCAGAAAAUUUUGAAAUCUUGGGCCUCUGAUGGUAUAUUUCCUGCAUUUUGAGUGGCAAAUUAUGCUGGUAGACUAAGCUUAGUUCAAUGACAUCUCUUUCCAUAUAUUAUGUUUACAUGCCAAUUUUUCUCCGUCAAAGAUAAUGAUAACGGAUUGGGCAAACGUUUUGUCCAUAAUGAGCAGCAAAAUUCUGUCAAAUGACAGAAAGACAGAUGCUGGCUAGAACAAGGGUUUAAAUCUGCUUCAAAUGUUACACUUUACUUUAGCUUGUAACUAAUGACAUCAAUUAAGAAGCUAUCAUUGGUUGAGGUUUCCCAAGUUGAGGUGAAAGAAACACCCUCAUCAUCAACUGAUACUUUCCUGUAAUUCUUAUUAUUCUUGUAAUGUCUUGUAAUAAUGUAUGAUUUUAUAUUUUGGAGAGGGCAGUGAUCAGACAGAGUACAAUUUCCAGGUUCCAGUUGUUCUUACGUAUGCAAAAGGGCAUUCCAAUAUUAAUAUCAACAAAAUUUAUUGCAAAUGCCCGAGGGCUAGUAACAUUACAUCAUAUCAGCCAAUGCAACUGAGCAAGAUAAUUUUAGUCAGUCGUUUGAUUUGUAAGAAACCUCCUAUUCUUGAUUUACAGGGUUGGAUGUCAUCUUGCUCCAAAUAAGUAAAAUAUUACAAUUUUAGAUAGAUAACUAAAAAGAUGGGAAAAUAUGGUGGUCAAAUUUUAAAUCUUCAUGAUGAAAAGAUCAUAUAGUUUAUUGAUGUCAAGAAUACCGGUAGUUAUAAGCAAAUAUGUUUUGUACAUCAUGCAUUGGAUAUGGAGUCUGAUUACAUUGACAUUUUCUUUGUUAUCCCUCUAAGGGCCUCUAUUCAAAGCUGUGUAAUAUACAGUGAUUUGUACUAAUUCUGUAACAUGCAAAUCCUGACAUGAGUUGCUUAUUUCUAUUGUCUGUGAAAUACAGAAAAUAAAGGACGGUUAAUUCUGAA